AUGUCAGAUCGAGUGGCAAGAUUGGCCGAACUCAGAAGACAGCGAAAUGGCCAGCCAAAUCAGGACGUGAAUUCAAGUUCUGUGAACGCUCUGGCACCAGAAACAGGGCACCAAAGCAUUGGUAGUGCUACUGAAACGCUAUCAGCUCUUCCUAAUGAGACGCAAGAGCCCAAACAUGAGGCAUCCGAUGAUGCUAUGGAAGAGGACAAUGGCUAUAAUAGUGAUUUGAAGCGUGACAUUGCUCCAUUACUUGCGAAGGCCGAAAGAAAGACUGAUGCUGCUUUGAAUAGAUUGAUUUUAAAGAGGUAUCAAGAUUCACAGCAGCAGGCUGCACAGGCACAAGAGAUCCCCAAGACAUAA
Molecule: messenger RNA, 360 nt
Organism: Candidozyma pseudohaemuli
Lineage: Eukaryota; Fungi; Ascomycota; Pichiomycetes; Serinales; Metschnikowiaceae
Exons: 1
Coding region: 1-360 (119 amino acids)
Source: RefSeq, a predicted model, not a curated record